This is a messenger RNA of Trichoderma gamsii, 1662 nucleotides long. RefSeq lists its product as hypothetical. The transcript has a single exon. The record is from RefSeq and is a predicted model, not a curated record. NCBI's taxonomy places the organism in Eukaryota, Fungi, Ascomycota, Sordariomycetes, Hypocreales, Hypocreaceae. Bases 1 to 1662 code for a protein of 553 amino acids.
AUGAUAAGCUCAAGAUCGCCCUGGGGGCUCCGGCUUGCAAGCUCGUCUCAUCGCUUUGCUGCGCACAACCAGAGACGGUCCAAGACUUUCGUGCGGAGAAUCGAUAAGAACAACGAGGUCUAUUACACCAUACGCAACAAGCGGCCACCAAAGUCUCCAGACUCGAUUCCUGUGCGAGAUGACUUCUUUGAGAUGCCGGAUCUGCUGCUGGAUCUCGAUGCCGAGGACAGCCGAUUUGUUCGCCCGGUAGACGAGUCUGAUGACCUCCGCUUGGAGAGGAAAUGGGACGUUAAUCCAAAACGACUCGCCGUUCAGGACCAGUUGAAAGAGCUGCAAGCUCAAAUCGCAGAGUCACGGCGCAAGGCUGACGAUAUUCUGUCGAACCCAGGCAAUAUCUGGAGGCUCAGCCCACACGACAUUCUGUCAGCUGCUCUUCGCGGCACCCCCGCCGUUGUCGAUGAGGUUCGCUCACCUACGAUGACUCCUGAACCGUCCCGUAGUCUGAAGGAACUCGCCUCGGGGCAGGAUUCUAAACUGAUUGAGACCCUUUGCCGAGAAAACGGAAUCCCCUCACAUGCACUACAAGAUGAUCGGGUGCUUAUGGAGUGGAUGUGGUUACGAUAUAAAAAUCUCCAGCGCUCCAUGGAGAAUCGAAGCGAAGAACCAUUAUCACCCGCUCAACUAUCAGAUGCUUUGAAAGACCAGACAUCCAUCCUUGGUAUUCGUCGUCUUGUGUUUCAUUGUCUAAAAUCCACUGAGGUAGCCAAGACCUAUUUUCUUAGACAAAAGGGGGCCAACAAUGGACCGAAUGUCUCAAAUGAGAUACGCAACGCCUGUUUAAGAGUUCUGGCUCAGCAUCCAGAGAAAGGGGCUACGCAUUUGGAAAUUCUGGGUUUUCUCGGAAAUCUGGCCGCAAGACUAUAUGGCCAUCAUGGGCCUGCGUUGACUGGACUAGCUUUGCGACUUUCAGCUGAAGCAGGAGUUGUGGGAGCGAUAUCUGAAUGGCUACGUCGUGGGUUUGCCGAUCAUACGUGGGAGCGAUAUCGUGCGUCGUCAGACGAUGUAGUAGAAUCACUCAAAACAUUCACUCAGCAGUUGAGCAGUGGCCUAUACGCCGUUCACGACCGACAGUUGCUAUUCCAGCUGCUGACUGGGAUUGAGCAUGAUUCCCUCUCGAACGAUUCUUUUCGCGCUCUUCCUCUAUCUUAUCUUGGCGAGCAGAGCAAAGUCUCUACAGAUGAGGCAUAUGGUAUGUAUGAAUCAUACAUCAUGCUUCUAGGUCACUUAGGAGCUGCGAGAACUCUCUGGAAGGAAUGGUAUGCUUCAAGGCCUAUCGUGGAGCGCUUCUUAAAACCAGAUGGCAGCGCCCAAAGACUUGAAUCUUUGUACAAAGCAUCGUUACGCAGCGCUCUUGGCGUGGCGGUGCCCAUGGACGCACAGGGCUUUCCCGACAUGGAGUUGAAUGAAUGCGUGGCACUGGAUUAUCAUUCAAUAGGCGCACAAGAUAGCGCUUCAUGGUUUGCCAGCGGAGCGGAAACAACCAGGUCGGGCGAAUCUAAUGGCAAUGCUUCUCCGGAAUUGCCGUCUUUCAAUCUACCUCUUGAUGAGUGGACUGGGCGAAUCGACCACAUAAUUCGCCAGUAUCCUUUGCCUUCUCAGUGA